Candidula unifasciata is the source of this 795-nucleotide messenger RNA. The record is from the annotation of a GenBank genome assembly. NCBI's taxonomy places the organism in Eukaryota, Metazoa, Mollusca, Gastropoda, Stylommatophora, Geomitridae.
AUGGGCAACUGCUGUGACUGUUUGAACCCUAAACAGGAUAUUGUCGCACCCACGGCUAAAACUCCACUACUAUCUGCAGCUACUCAACCAUCUUCGCAAGCUCCGGUGAUAUCCCCUGGGCUGCCGGCACGAUCAGCCAGACAACAUAAGCCAGGCCAAGAGAAGAACGAACUGACAUCGUCCCUGGAUGCGCUGACCACGGUCAGUCUAUCAACCAUUAGCACCGUCCCCUCCCUGGACAAGACAUUUCAGGACCAUGCUAAACUCUACAACGACCUGUACUCAACCUUUAUUGACCUGCGUAAGUGCCUGCACGACUUCAAGGCCAAGUUUGAGGCGGACACCGAAGGCAUCCCAACAAUCGCCGAAUGUUUGAGGCUGCUGGCUACAAGAUGUGGUGACACCAGACUCAGCGGAUCCAUGACCAAAAACUGCAUCCAGAUCACCUACGACAAAAGGAACGUUUCCGAGAAAUGCCUCGGCCCGCCCGAGGAGGUUCUGGAGACGCUGGAACUAUACAACAGAGCCAACAACUUCAUCAAGAACAUCCUUGCACGGGCACCCCAGGUUCAAACCUCCAUCAGACUCAUUCUGGACGAGGAGCUGAAACUGAAGCGAGAGGUCACGAAAGCUGACCCGGAUGGGAAACUUGGCCCCAAUCCUCUACGGCGGACCACGGAAAACUUCUCUAAACUACACAAACUUCCUGUGUACAUCGACACAAUCCAGAAGUAUACUGGCAGGACGUUUAAAGAGAUCGCCAACGGCUCCAGAAUAUUAUUUGAGAACACUUAG